Molecule: messenger RNA, 11655 nt
Organism: Cinara cedri
Lineage: Eukaryota; Metazoa; Arthropoda; Insecta; Hemiptera; Aphididae
Source: the annotation of a GenBank genome assembly
GUGUGUGCGCGCGCGCGCGUGUGUGUCUGAAUGAGUGUGCGCGAGAGCGAGUGUGUGCGUAAUUCCCCCCCCCCCCCNCCCCCCCCAAUUUCAGAAUUGCAAUUCUUUUUUUUCUUUUUUCAUGUGUUAAUUAAUUUGUAGUAAUUUUUCCGCAAACGACGACACUCGCGGGGAGUUACUGCUACUACGCUGAGGUAAUAACAACAAUACUAGUGACGAGUGAUGACCGUCUCGCGCGCGCACAGUCGUUCACCGCGGAUCUUGUUGGAAUUUGCAAAAUAUUUUCGAUUAUUUUCCACUACCCUACCACUAAACAUUACCAACAAUUUCAAUCCGAUCUAUUCGUCGUCGAUCAUUUUUUUUUUUUUUUUAUCAAUAAAAUCUCUUUCGAAUUAAUUUUUUUCCGGGACCAUUACUCGAGGCUCGGCCCGGAGCGCACCGCCGACGAAAUUCGGAAACAUUAUCACAACAAUAAUAACAUUGUUGUUAUUAUCAUCAUCGGUUUUUAUUCUUCCACCCCCACCCGACGACCGAUAAGAGAAUAAUAAUAAUAAUAUUGUUCCGUCCUCACCGUCGUCGCGUGUUGUACCCCCACCGUCGUCGUCGUCGGUCGGGCCGCCGCCGCCGCCGCCGCGCCGUUAACCGCGCGAAAACCCGCGCACUGGGCGCGCAGUCUACUGGUAAAUUUCGUCGUCCGCCAGACGUUCGCAAAAAUAGACACUGGCGCCCGUGCACGCGCCCCGCACUGGCAUUAAGCUCGCGACGACGACGACAAGCCACAAGGCCCAUUCCGUUCGACCGCCGCAGGGGUUGCACACGCACGACAACGGUCGUCCUUCCGUUAUGCAAAUUUUCGCAAUCGCUCUGCCCGAAACACCGUCGGCCGAUGCCAUUGACUUUAAACCGUGCCGUUCGUUCGUACGGUGACUGUGCGUCCGCGGUCCAGACUUAAAAAAAAAAAACAAAAACAAAUAAAUAAAUAAAUAAUAGACAAUUAUCGUCCCUCUGGCCGUUCGUUUUUUUUUUUUUUUUUUAAUUUGGUUUUUUUUUUGUUUUUUUUUUUUCAUUCUAAUUUUGUAAAACGCGUCUUACCCUUAAUGAAAAUUUGUCUUUGCGCAGACCCGGAAGCACGGCGACCCAGGGCCAUGCCGAUGCCAUGAACGUUUGACGGUGUCAUCUGUGCCACAGCUCGUUAAUCGGUAAGUUUCCGACACACAGUUACUACUUACUCGGCAAACAACACGAAUCUAUAAUUAUUUAUUUUCACAACGAAUUAUAAUUAAUACCGACGGUAUUUAUUUUUUCACGUCUCGUUUCGUUCGGUCGCCACUAGAAGUCUGGCUGCCGUCUGCAUCUGCUGCAGCUCUCGUUUAGCGAUAUUAUUCCUGUUAACAUUAUCUACGCUCAUGAUAACAUCAUAAUAAUAACAACAUUAUUAUCAGAUUUUCCCGUGGAUAUUAUCAUAAAUUCGCUAAAAAGAUAUCAAUAAUAUUUCGUGUAUUUAUCAAUUAACAUUAUUUACUAACCAACAAUCGAUAAUUGCCUGUUUACAAUCUAGUCUAUUUUGCCACUGUUUUCAAUUCCAAAUCUUUCGUCUUUUUGUUUUUUACUUAAUUCAAUUUUCCCCACCGAAUUCAAAUUUAAUACCUACAUUUUUUUAAUGCAUUUUGAUAGUAACCGAGAUCAGAGUUAUGAAGUCAUGCAGAGUUUUAUGAUUUUCAUUUGUAUCGGAUAUAUUUAUAUUAUUUUUGACCGAUACAUAUUUCUAAUAACUAUUCAUGGUUUAUCCAUUACUAACUGUUUUAUAAAAUAUAUGCUUAAUAUAAGUUUCUUAGUUAUAGUAAUUAGUUAUCAAUUAGAUACAAUUCAACACAAAAACAGUAACAUAAUGUAUCAACUAAUAAAACAAAUAUCUUAUAUACCUACCUACCUACCUGUACAAAAUAAUUACCUAGAUCAUCUGCUCAACCUUAAGGGGCUAACUCCCUUCUCCCCGAAAUUUGAAAUUUGUUUAUGAAUUCUACAUAAUUUGUAGGUAUUACAAAUAUAUCUUUACAAUUUUGAAUAGGUAUAUGCAUUUUUAUCAAUUUAGUAGUUUACUAUCCCAAAAACCUAUCCAAAAAUCAGUUGGAAAUUCUUAACAACCCUCCCCCCUCCUCUCACCAAAAAUGAAUUUGGGUUGUGCAACUGACCCAGAUUAUUAGGUGGGUACCCGUUACCCACUUAAUUCGGAUUAGUUUAAAUUGUUUAUGGCAUUUAUUAAUUAUAGACACUUAUAAGACAUGCAUUUAUUAUGUUCAGCGCAAUUAAUAAUUAUGUCCAUAAUUUCAUAUUAUUCAACUUUCUAUACAAGCCGGUUGGCUUUAUUUAUAAAUUAUCAUUGUCACAUAAAAUAACAUGCAUUGAUAAUGUCAAAAACGAAAACGUUUUCAGCUUCUUCGUUUAAAAUUUGAUAUCUGUAAAACAAUCUAACAAAAGGAAAACCGUGAAUAAAACAUAUAUUUUUACUGUUCAUCUCCAUAUCUAUAGCCAACUAUGAUAAUUAUAAACAUACACUACCUAGGUAGGUAAAUAUAACCAAAACAGGUCAAUGUUAUUCAUGAAUAUGAUAAUUUACAUGUUGCAUUCAAAACUACUAUGAUUUUAAUCGGGUUACUAUUCCUGUCCGAUCAAAUAUAUAUACACGUAAUUCGUAAAAAGUUUUCAACUCAUUUAACUUGUUUUUCAUUUAUAAUAACUGUUGUUUACAUAAAACAUGUCUUUUAGAUUCACUUUAUAUUUAUUGUGACUCAUGCCGGUUUUAAAUUUAUCACAUAAAUUAUAUAAAUACAUACGAAAAUUCUAUAUUUAAUAUUAUUUGAACUUUUUUUAGUACACCUUACUUAUCUAACCAAUAUGACAUUAAAAAUCUCGUUAAAUACAUACUAAUGUAAGGACAGUUUCUUUUGAGUGGUUAAGACACAGUGCCAUAGUCAGGGUAACACUGAGGAAGUGUCCCCUCUGCCUGGAAAAAUCAUUUUUCAUUGUUUAUUUAGGUUACAUUGGUGUAUUUAAUUCUAUAUUAUUAAUCAUUUCUAAGUAAUAAUACAAAUUAUUAGUAUCGCUUCCAAUAUUUCUGAAAAUUUAUCCUCAAUAUAGUCUGACAAUGUACCCAUAAUGUUGUAAUUUAAUAUAGGUAGGUAGUUAUUAUAAAAAUACAUUGGUAAUAUUUUAUUAAUAGAUAAACAAAUAAAUGGCUUUUAAAUAUUCUAUGAAAAUUAGUAAGUACAGGUAAGUAAGUAGGUAUUUAAUUUUAUUACACUGUCAAAUAUGCCAAUAUGUUCAGUUAGAUACUUACCUAGUUAAAACUGAUAUAAUAUAUUGAAAUUGUUUUUUGUUAUUUUUUGGUAGACAAAUUUAUAUGAAAAAUAGUUAAUGAUUUGAUUAGUUAGGUUGGAACAUAGGUUAUUACUGUACUUUAAGUACUUAAAAGGUUUAUUUAAGUCUGUACUACAAAUUAAAUUUAUUGUUUAAAAUUAAUUUGAUAUAGAACAUUUUGCAAAGUUUUGAAUAAAAAUAUAGUCAAGUAUUAAUUGAGAUUUUAAUUAAAUAAGAGAAAAGCACACCUAUUUCUCAAUCCUACUCAUAGAAACUAUUAUAGAUACGUAUGCAUGGUAUAAUGCUAUUAAUGCAUGCUUAAUAUCAUACUAAUACAAUUAUCUAAACCAGCGGUUUCACAAUAGAAUACAGCAUGCAAAAACUUAAUAAAUAAAUAUUUGUUCUAAUGAUAUAUGAAUAGAUCUAAUAUUAUUUUAUACUACCUAAUUUGUGAUCACUUUUUAAAAUUAUUUUGAAUUUAAAAUAUAAUAUUUUACUACUGCCUGACUGCUUGCCUUAUCAUUUUGAAUAGCUCUAUUUUUUUCAUUAGUAAUAGAUUCAUAAUACACAUGAGUAUUACGAAAAAAAGGUUUGAGAACUUCCAAUCUAAACUAAUGCAGUCAUAUAUCAUAAAUCAACAACAGAAAAUGCUCAGAUGUAAAUCAUUUUUGCCCAAGUGCACACAUUUAUCUGUAAAUUAAAAAUGUAUUAAGAAAAAAGCAUUUGAUCAAAGAAAAAAAAAAGAUUUAGGUAUAUGUAUAUUAUAUACUUAUGUGGGUACCUAUAAAAUGAUAAAAUGGUAAAAUUCCAGAUAAAUUCAUUUAAUUAUUUCAUAUAAAUCUUUUGAAAUGUAUUUUAGUUUCAAUUAUAGUAGCAGAACUUUAAUUGUUUUAUUUGGUUAGUACUAGGUUACUAACUGUAUGUGUCCCCAUUUCUGGUUUAUUCUAAAAUAAUUAUGUACAACUAUUUUAUUCUAACAUCAUUUUGGUUUAAACAAGAAUUUAGCUAAUUCAUAUAGGUAGUUAAUUUAUGAACUGUUUUAACAGCUUAUUAGGUAGAUUUGAAAUGAAUACUACCAAAUAUGCAUAUGUGCAUAAGUUAUGUUUAGAUAGGUAGGUAUAUAAUAUUGUUUUACGUUAGAGAUUAGACUUGAAUUGAGUCACUCAUUAAUUAAAUAAACCAUUAUUGAUAAAAAAUGUAAACAUUUACAAUAUAUAUAUAUCUUAUAUUUAAAUGUAAUCUUUUAAUAUAUUUAAUAAAUCUUACAUUGAUUUUGUAUUUAACAUUUAAUUCUUUAAUAGGUAGACACAUUAUGGUACCUAUAUUAUUACGUUGGGAUAUUUUUUAGUUGUAAUAUUCUUACAUUAAACCUUGUGAAUAAAAUAUUAUCACUGGGAAACAUUUUAUUAUUCAUAUAUGUAUAAUUUUAUCAUUAAACAAUUAGUUAUUUUCUUACUUUAUCUUAAAUUACAAUUUUUAAUUAUUUACUUACUAUUUUUCUCAUUAAAAUAAUAAUUGAAAUGUUUUAGUUACUAUCAAAUUACAUUAUUAUAACCUAAUGUCAUAUUUAUUUUACAGAGCCACUGUUAUGUGUUUUUAAAUAUCGUCUAAAUUACAAUCUGGAGGAAUGGACGCUCAGCAACAAUUCUGUCUAAAGUGGAAUAGUUUUAGUAACAAUCUUGUAACUGCAUUUGAUAACCUUUUCAAAUCAGAAAGUUUGACAGAUGUAUCAUUGUUUUGUGAAGGUAUUGACUAUAAUUUAUUUUAUAAAUUAUAUAAAAUAUAAUUAUUAUUUUAAUAAUAAUUAAAUAUUAUCAUAUUAAAUUAAGUAAUAACUAAUAAUAAGUAAUAAUAUUACUUAAUUUAAUAUGAAAUACUAUUAAUAUUUAUAUUUAAAAAUAACAUUGUAUAUUAUUAAACCAGGUAAAACUUUCAAAGCCCACAAACUAAUUCUGGCAGCAUGCAGUAAACAUUUUCAAGAAAUAUUUGAAGCUACUCCACUAGGAUCUAGUUUAAUUAUCAUACUUGAUGGGACUUCUUCAACAAACAUGGAAUCAUUACUUGAAUUUAUGUACCGAGGGGAAGUUCAAAUAUCCCAGGAUAGACUCUCUAGUUUUCUAAAAACAGCGGACAAUUUACAAGUAAAAAUAACAAAAACAAUUGUAAUUUUCCUAUUACUUGCUAUUAUUUGAGAUUUUAAUUUAAUUUAUUGACUAGGUUAAAGGCCUAUCAUUUGAAUAUGAAAAAUUGCCAAUCGCAACUCAACAAAGCAGUACUGGUGAAAACAAAACAGCGAUAGAUUCCUCUAGAUUAAAACAAAAUGGUGCAACAGAAACACAAUUACCAUCUACCUCAUUCAGCCCUCUCCCAUAUAUAACAUGCCAUUAUCGUCCUACAAAUGCACACUCUGAACAUCAUCCACCUUCACCCGAUCCCCAAAGAAAUAAACGACCACUCCAUAAUAGCCCUAAUACAGUGCUAGUAUCUGAUACACUAGGUGUUCGAGCAUCUGUUUUAAGAGAUGGUUCCAGACCAGAACAUGAAUCUCCACUUUCUUUGACUUACAAUCCACAUUCAUCGGCCCAUUUGGAAAAUUCUCAUCAGCCACAAACAAAUAAUUCUGGUCCAGUAGAUGCAACUACAUCAGUUCAUAAUUACCGUAAUGUUACUAGUAACUCUAGUAAUUGUGGAGAAGGUAUAUUUUUUAUCAUAUUUAUAAAACAUACAGUACUCCAGUUACUCCAGGACUUAGUUAACAUGAACUUGGUUAACAUAAUUUAUUGGUUAACACGAACUGAUUUUCUUGUCCUGAGAAAGGCAUGUAUUAACAAACUACAAAAGUACUAUUUUAAUAAGUGUAUUUGGUUUAACCUCCUUUGUUAAUGUAAAUUUGUCUGUGUAAGUAUAAUUAAUUUAACAUGAAAGAAUUUGUGUUUCAAUUACACAGAUUACACAAACAAAAUUAGGUCAUUUUAUGGUCCCCUUUGAGUUUGUGUUAACGAGGGAGUACUGUAAUUAGUUUAAUUUAAUGAAAUUCAUUUUUAAUAAAAUACCUACUAUUCUUUGUCUAAAUAUAUUUAGAUCUUCGAAUAAAAUCUGAAUCAGUAUCUGUUCCAACUUCUGCUGCAGAGUUUCCUCAAAAUGUAAAUACACCAACUAACGAAUGGAAAACACCAGAUAAUGGACCUACACCAGCUUCUUCUCCAAAUCACUUCAAUAUCAAGAUAGAUACAUCUCACAAAAAUAUUGUGACUACUCUUACAGCUGAUGGUAAUGAAUAUUAACUUCUGAUCAGUAAUUUUCAAGUUACCAAAACUAUCUAUCUCUAAAACCAUAAUUAUAGAAGAAAACCUUAUUUUAGAAAACAUUUUGAAAUCCCAGUUUCUGAUUGAAAUGAAAUUAAUUAUAUAAUUUUUCCAAUGUAGGUCAGGGAUUUUGAUAAUAAAUGUGGGUGGCUUUAAUCAUGCAAAAUUUGUUUUAAAUAUCAACUUUAUAGUUUAGUUAAAAGUAAAUUAUUCAAUUUCAGUUUGACAACUGAAAAAAUUGCAAAACUAAAUUAUAAAGACACAUUAUUUAAUUCAUACAUUUUGAUUUAAUUCGAUAGUUAGUGUGUUUGAAUAUUAAAAUGUAACUAUCAUUGAUGGAGAACAUAAGAAAUUAAGUUCUAUAUUUCACAGAAAUGUUUGUAUACUAUUUGUAUUUUUUGUAUAACUACUAUUAUUUUGUUUUCACUGAAUGAUUAGAUAUCACUUUAAAAUAAUUUAUAUAAUUGUUACUAAUAAAAAGCUUGUAUAAAUAAUUUUUAAAAUUCCACAGUUUUGGUUUGAAAAAAAAUAAAUAAAAUUAGACAAUUGUAAUGCUUUUAAAUAUUUAUAGUUUUAUUAAUUUUUUUUUUUUUAAGAAUAAAUUAAUAAUUCAUUUUUUUAUUAGGUAAAAAAUUGCAAUGCCCAUAUUGUGAACGAUUAUAUGGUUAUGAAACAAAUCUCAGAGCACAUAUAAGGCAGAGACAUCAAGGAAUUCGAGUGCCAUGUCCAUUUUGUGCUCGCACAUUUACGCGGAAUAAUACAGUGAGACGGCAUAUUGCUAGAGAACAUAAAACAGAAAUUGCAUCGAAAUCAAACCCAACAUUUCCACAAACUGCAAAUCACAACCAAUAAGUCUUAACACAUCUACCUCUUUCCCAAAUAUUUUUACCUCCCACUUAAUAUUAUAUAUAUUCCUCCUUUAACAUUAAUCAUACCACCAGUUAAAUAUAAUAUAGUCUGGUACAUAAGCAAACUGCAGACUAUUUGACCUCUAAAGUACAAAUGUAAAUUAUUAACACUUCUGUAACUAUUAAGACUGAAUGGAGGCAGUGUUAGUUUUUAGGUGAAAAUACAUUUUUAUAGCACUGCCUCUUAUGUAAACAUACCUCAAUGAUUUUUACAUGUUAUAUUUUCAAAUAUAACUUAUAUAUUAUUUAUAAUAUUAAAAAUGUUAAUGUUGAUUCUGUGGGUUGCUUAUGUCUCCGUAAGUUAUAGUAAUACACUGUUAGUUAAGUUUUUUAAGCAGCUCUCUUAUCAUUGAUUGGAUAUCAAUAAACAAAAAUUAAUUGGCCCUGGAUGGUACAUAUUUAAAAAUUUGUAUUCAUUGAUAAGUCAUUAAAAUCCGUUUUGUUAUUAAUUGUUACUCUUAUAUGUUAGGAAAUUCAAAUCAGUUAAAAAAAAAACAUAAAUCCUUUACUAUAUAGCCAUAAUAGGGGAGAUAAUCUAUUUAAUUUUAAAUUGUCAAUGUGGCAUAAUUUUGGGGUAUAGUUGAAAAUCUUGUUAAAAAGAUGUUGCUGAAGUGUCUUCUUAAAUAAUUUCUCAUAUUACACUUCGGAUUAUAUUAUGAAUUUGAUUAUUAAUUAUUAUUCAAUGUUUAGUGAAUUAUAUUUUCUAAAUAAAUCUAAAUUAAUGAUAUUGUAUACAAUUGGAUUCAAAUUUCAAACAAAUUUAAUUUUUAAUUAAAAUAAUAAUGUGUACAAUAAAUUCAUUUUUAGUCAAAAUUAUUAUAAAAAUACAAAAUUAAAAAUAAAUUAUGUAAUUAUUAUUAAUUGUUAUUAAAGAAAAUUGAGUGGAACCUACUUAGAACAAUCUAAUUGCAAUGUAUCAUACAAUAAAUGCAAUAUUUAUAAAUUAUUACUAUUCUAUUAUCAGUAUGCUUAUUAAUUAUUAACACUUUACAUGGUUAUAAAUUAAUUACGCCUAAUGAAUUUAAUAUUAUACUUGUGAUGUUGUGGAUUGUUUGAUUUUUGAACCAUAUCAUUAUGUUUGGUUUGAAAAUCGAGCUGAAAAUUGUAAAUUUGAUAAACAAUUGGGUUGACCUAAAAAUCAGGGUUCAUGACAUCACUAUAUAAUAAAAAUUGUACCUGAUUAAAAGUUUUAUUCUACAAAAAUGUACCAUUCAUUUUCCAAAAUUGAAACCGUUAAUAUGAUAUAUAUAUAUUUUUUUUUUUAAUUACUAGUCAUAAUAUUUCUCCACUAGUCACAAUUUAAUCGAAGCCAGAAUUUGUUUUUAUUGUGUUGUAUACAUAUUUAAAAGCAAUUAUGUAUUAAAAAUCAUUAAUACAAUUUGAUUAUCAAUCCAAAUAGAAAUUUAUUUUUAUAUUUGGAAAAAAUAAUAUAUGCUUGUCUUCUACCCAUCUUUGAAUAAAUAAUAUUAUUUUAGGCAUAUAUAUUUUUCUUGAUUACAUGUUUGUGUAGUCAAUGACAAUUAAAUUCAAUUAAGAUGUCAUACUAUUUUAAUUAAAUAAUUUGUUUUGGCUUAAUGUACAAAUUUAAAAUAAGUAAUAUUUAUGAUUAAAAAAAAAAAAAAAUUAAAAAAAUUAAAUUACAAAAAAAUAUAUUAACAAUAAUAAUAGAGGCGAACUGUGGCAGGGACAUGUCAUAAUACACUUAUACAAUUUACUUAUCAUUUCGCCUCGUGUAGUUUUAUCGUAACUAUAGUACAAGUAUUUUUAAGGUCACAUGUUAUAAUUUUUAUUAGGUUAAACUGUUUUAUUAUUAUUUAUUUGUUAUUUAAACCGUUAAGAAUUUUAUUAUAUGUUUUUGUCUGUUCAAAUCCAUAAAACUUACAUAUUUUUUGCAGUCACUUUACACACUAAACAAACUGUGAGAUUGAAAUUUUUUUUACACAUCUUUAUUUGUUACCAUGGUUUGUCUUACACAAGUAAAUGGGAGUGAUCAUCUUGAUUAUUGUUUAAAUUGUCAACUUUUUUGUUGAACUAAACUGUCAAAUAAUUUUUUUCUUAUUUAUUUAGUGUAAGAUAGCCAUUCAUAACAUUUUUAUUAUUGUUACAAACAUUUUAUUAUAUAAUUUAUUAAUUUUUUUUUUUUUUUAUUAUUAUUUAGUGAUAAUUGAAACAAAAUGAUUACCGUGUUUGGUACAUAACUCAGAGUACAAUUUGGUGUCUUAAGUAAAGUUUAAUUGUAGGUAAAGAAAUAUAUUAUGAUAUUAUUUGAGGAAUUUUUUGCACUAAAUUAAGGUGCAGACAAUCUGUAUAUUUGUUCAGUAUUGUGUUAUAAGUUAUGACAUUCCGUUUAGAGUGACAUUAAGUGUUAAUUCUUGUUGUUAUUAGGUAAACAUCACUUUAAGAAAUUAUAUAGUAAUAUUUUUAAUGACCUAUAGUACAAAUUUACUACCUCCACUUCUAAUAAGUUUUAGAAUAAUUAAAUAUUAUAUUAAUUAGGCUAAUUAAUAUUAUCUAAUUCAUAUCUAUAGUUCAUUGUGUUUAAGUGAGUUUUAAUAUUAUUUUUACUAUCAAUAUAUUGUUAAAAUAUAUAAUCAAUAUAUAUUUAUAUCACAGUUUCCUAAUAUUAUCCAUCUACCUCUUGUUUUUUAAACAAAAUAUAUUAAUAAUAAAUAAUUUUGUGUUAAGAUAUAGUACAAAUCAGUGCAAAGAAUUCCUCAGUUUUUUUUUUCUUUCUUUAUAUAAAUGUACAAAGUUAAUAUUAAUAGUAAGUAAUAUAGGUAAAAUGUAAUUGUGUUGUUAUGUUAAUGUUCUGAUUGUAGGUAUUUGUUAGAGUUUGAAUUUAUUCCAUGUGUCACUGUUUUGAGUAAAUAUUUAAUCUAGAUUAUAAGUUUUGCUGUGAUUAUAUUCUGUUUAUACCAAUGUAUAGUUUCACUAAAUCAACCUUUUUUUUUUUUUUUUAAUGUAUUUAUUCAAUUUCUGUUUACCAUGAAAUUGCUUGCAAAUCAUGUUAUAUUACAAAUUAAAAUAUUUAAAUAGGAAAAAAAUGCCUAAGCAUAUUAUAAUUUACCGGUAUAGAUUUGUAGAUAAUUUUGUGAAUUGCUUAAGAACUUGUCAAAUUGUCAGGGUAUGUUUUGAUUGUACUUUUUCUCCCAUAAUAAUCUCAUAAAAUAAUACUUUAUUUCUUUCUAACAUUACUGGCUGAUUUAUAAAAUUAUUGAUUUAUAAGAAAUAAAAGUUUUUUUUUUUAAUAACAGUGCCAACCAAUAUUUUGUUAGAAUCUUUAUAGAAAAUAACCUUAUAUAAUGUUCCAUUAGUAGUUUUAAAACAAUCUAAAACUGCUCUAAAAAAAUUGUCAAUAAUAAAAAAAAAAAAAAAAAAAAAAAAAAAAAUACUAUUUACUAUUUAAAUCUUAUCACAAAAUAUGUGCAAUAAUUAUUAAUCUUUUAAGAAAAGUUAUGAAACCUGUGAGUUUUGUGUAAUGAUUAUACCUUGCAGAUUUUCAUUAAAAAUAAAAUUAAUACAAACUGUAAGUUUAUCAAAACAACCUUUUAUAAAUAUUAUUAAUUUUGAAUUAGUUUUUAGAAAAUUGCUUUCUGUUCUAAAUACACUAAACAUAGUAUAUUAUAGUCUUAUAAGUAAUAAUAUUGUUUGUCAUUUGUAAAUACAAAUAUAUAAUACUGUAUUAUAUAAAAAUCGUGGGUUUGCCAACGAUUACCUAAUUAUCUAAUUACCUUAAAUUGUCACUUUAUGUUUUUAGAAUAAUUACUGUAUUAAUUAUGAUUUUGCUAAUUGAAGCUUUAAAUAGUAAUUGAUUUGUAAUAAUCACUAGAGUACGAAUGUUGAAACAAAAAAAAAAAUUGUAAAAAGCAUUUUAAAUAAAGCUAAAAAGCUAUUAAGCUAUUCAAAAGUCGGUUAUUUUCUUAAGAAUUUUCUUUUAUAUAGAGAUCUGAAAAAAUAGUGAAGCAGCUCCUAUUUUAAUUCUAUUAAAACUUAAAGAUUUAUCUUUGAUAUUUCUUAAGGAGAUCAUGACUAUUUCUAUUUUCUUAAUAGCAUAAAUUAGAUUACCUAUCAUCUUUUUUUUUCGC